GACGCGUUUGUGAAACACGUGAUUAUAUCUAAAUCCUCGCCGGUAUUCGCGCUGUCAGUUUCCGACGACUCUAUGAAUAGUCUUGUGAAUCGCAUUCAUGACGCGUUUGUGAAACACGUGAUUAUAUCUAAAUCCUCGCCGGUAUUCGCGCUGUCAGUUUCCGGCGACUCUAUGAAUAGUCUCGUGAAUCGCAUUCAUGUAAUUCUCGAGGCCAACAGAUUUCAGAGGUUCAGAGGCUACAUGGAGUAUAUGCUUCAAUCGGCGCUACUAUACCCGCGGCUCAUAUCACAUUUAAAUGAAAAUAAGCAGUUUUCACAAACGGAUGUGUUUUACGAGAAGGUAUCCUUCAAAAAGUUUAAUGAAUUGAUGAAUAAUAGUGUCGAUUGGCUCAACAUAACAAACACUGUAUACAAGGAAUUGAAUGAAACAAUUCGUAUGAAAAGCGAUGAUUUGGUGAUCAUUCAAGACAUUAAUUAUUAUAUAAAUGUGACACAACUGUUGACCACAACUCCCAAUAGAGUUAUUUCCAACUAUUUCGGCUGGAAAUUAGUUAUGAAUUUGGGCUCACAUACAACUAAACAGUUCAGGGAUAUUAGAUUCAAAUUCAACCAAUUAUUUACUGGAGUGGAAAAGGAUGUCGAGUUGUGGAGGAGCUGUACGGCCAGCAUAUCGUCUCAAUUGCCAUACGUUUUGAGUCGUCUAUACGUCGACCAACACUUCACACAAUAUGAUAAACAAGAGGUUUUAAGGUAUAUCCGAGACGUUAAGAAAGCUUAUUACGAGUUGAUUGAAGGGAAAGGCUGGUUGGAUAUGAUCACCAGAUUACAAGCUUUUGGGCGCCGAUUUUCACAAACGGAUGUGUUUUAUGAGAAGGUAUCCUUCAAAAGGUUUAAUGAAAUGAUGAAUAAUAGUGUCGAUUGGCUCAACAUAACAAACACGAUAUACAAGGGAUUGAAUGAAACAAUUCGUAUGAAAAGCGAUGAUAUGGUGAUCGUUGAGGAUAAUUAUUAUUAUAUGAAUGUAACACAACUGUUGACCACAACUCCCAAUAGAGUUAUUGCCAACUAUUUCGGCUGGAAAUUAGUUAUGAAUUUGGGCUCACAUACAACCAAACAGUUCAGGGAUAUUAGAUUCAAAUUCUACCAAUUAUUUACUGGAGUGGAAAAGGAUGUCGAGUUGUGGAGGAGCUGUACGGCCAGCAUAUCGUCUCAAUUGCCAUACGUUUUGAGUCGUCUAUACGUCGACCAACACUUCACACAAAAUGAUAGACAAGAGGUUUUAAGGUAUAUCCGAGACGUUAAGAAAGCUUAUUACGAGUUGAUUGAAGGGAAAGGCUGGUUGGAUAUGAUCACCAGAUUACGAGCUUUACAUAAAUUAAAUACAAUGAAUGAGCUUGUUGGAUACCCCGAUUGGGUGCUCAAUAAUCAUGAACUGGACAACUUUUAUCAAUUUAAACAUAGAGUGAAUCCCAAGAAGUCAUUCGAGGCUAUGGUUUAUAUGCAAAGCAAUUGUGUCGCACGAAAUAUGAGAUCAAUUGGACAGCCCGUGGACAUCACUGGAGAGCAAAUGGCCAGGCUCACCUAUCGAAUAUUCCCGGCUACUAUUCUGAAGCCACCCUUUCUAUAUAGCAAUGGUCCGGCUGCUAUCAACUAUGGGGCCAUUGGAUCGACUAUUGGACACGAACUUACCCAUGGGUUUGGUGGUUGGGGUCAGUAUGCAAUGAUGUUUAACAUUUUCAAUUCAUAUGUGAUAUCAUACCUAGGUCUUAAAUACGAUUCAAAUGGAAAUCUAAAUAAUUGGUUCACUAUAUAUUCAGAUGCAAAGUACGAUGAAAAGGCAAAUUGUUUUAUCCAACAAUACUCGAGUGAAUACGUACCGGAAGUUGAUAUGAAUUUGAACGGAAGGAAUACUUUGGGAGAGAAUAUUGCGGACAACGGAGGCCUCAGAGAGUCGUUCCGCGCGUUUCAGACGUACGUCAAGACAUACGGAGAACCACUACGACUGCCAUAUGUCUCGCAAUACACACCACAACAGCUGUAUUUCCUCUCAUACGCAUCCACUAAAUGCAGUCUCAUCCGACAAUUAGCAUUAAACGCUACGAUAUAUAGUGGAUCUCACAGUCCCUACAAAUACCGGGUUAACGUUCCCCUAUCCAACUUUCAGCCCUUUUCCGAUGCCUUUAAUUGUAAAUCUAAUUUUCCAAUGAAUAGAAAAAAUAAUUUAAUUGCAUUCAUAAUAAUUGUGAUUAUUUUAAUCGCCCGAAGCAAACAAACUAUUGAACCCACACCUAACACCAAUUUAUGCCAAUCACCUGUAUGUAAAUCCGCGGGAAUGGCACUGAAUGCCAAUCUCAACGAUUUUGUCGACCCGUGCCAUGACUUCUAUGCGUUCGCGUGCGGGGGUUGGGAGGCGUCCCAUACAUUGCCCGAUGAUAAGAUGUGGUACAAUAGUUUUGAUAUACUCAGAGAUAAUGUUUCCCACGCUAUGAGGAUAUCGUUGAGUAAAAACUGGUCGACAAGUGAUUCAAAUGCUGUGACCUAUGCCUCCGAUCUCUAUAAGGCGUGUAUUGAUGAAGAAACACGUAAUGCCCGGGGAAUGACCCCUCUUAUAGAGGCACUGAAAUCAGUGGGCGGUUGGCCUAUAAUGGGACAGUCGGGUGGCUAUAAUGACAGUGAAUUUAAUUGGAAGGACGCGUUUGUGAAACACGUUAUCACAUCUAAAUCGUCGCCUUUUUCGAGACCAACAUUAGGUAUGUUUCGUAAUCAAUAUAUUAACCCCAAUGGGUAUACGAGUAAAAUUAGGGGCUACAAGAAGUAUAUACUCCAAUCGGUGAACCUAUUGGCGGCUAAUAAUUACAAUUCUACACAAAUCAAUGAUGACAUUAAUAAUAUAUUGGAGUUUGAAACAAAAUUGGCUAAGUUUUCAGUUACUAAUAUAUAUGAACCUGUUACAUUUGAAACAUUUAAUGAAUUGAUGAAUAAUUCUGUCGAUUGGCUGAACAUAACAAACACUGUAUACAAGGAAUUGAAUGAAACAAUUCGUAUGAAAAGCGAUGAUUUGGUGUUCAUUCAAGACAUUUAUUAUUAUAUAAAUGUGACACAACUGUUGACCACAACUCCCAAUAGAGUUAUUGCCAACUAUUUCGGCUGGAAAUUAGUUAUGAAUUUGGGCUCACAUACCACCAAACAGUUCAGGGAUAUUAGUUUUGAAUUCAACCAAUUAUUUACUGGGCUGGAAAAGGAUGUCGAGUUGUGGAGGAGCUGUACGGCCAGCAUAUCGUCUCAAUUGCCAUACGUUUUGAGUCGUCUAUACGUUGACCAACACUUCACACAAAGUGAUAGACAAGAGGCUUUAAAUUAUGUACGAGAUGUUAAGAAAGCUUAUUAUGAGUUGAUUGAAGGGAACGACUGGUUGGACACAAACACCCGCUAUAGAGCUCUAAAUAAAUUGAAAAAUAUGAAUGAACUUGUUGGGUAUCCCGAUUGGGUGCUUACUACACAUAAACUGGAUAACUAUUAUCAAUUAAAACUUAGAGUGAAUCCCAAGAAGUCAUUCGAGGCUAUGGUUUAUAUGCAAAGCAAUAAUGUCUUACGAAAUAUGCAAUCAAUUGGACAACUCGUGGACACAAUUAAAGAUUGGCCACAAUCACCUAUCAAUGUGAACGCAUACCACGAUUACGAAUCCAAUUCUAUAAUAUUGCCGGCCACUAUUCUGAAACCACCUUAUCUAUAUAGCAAUGGCCCGGCUGCCAUCAACUAUGGGGCCAUUGGAUGGACUAUCGGACACGAGCUAACUCAUGGAUUUGAUCAUUGGGUAUGGAUUACCAUGUACAUUUUCUUUAAGAUUAAUAUCGGAUAUUAUACAUUAGGUGUUAAAUACGAUUCAAAGGGAAAUCGAAAUGAUUGGUUACAAAUAUAUUCAGAAGUAACGUACCAUGAAAAGGCAAAUUGUUUUAUCCAACAAUACUCGAGUGAAUACGUACCGAAAGUUCAUAUGAAUUUGAACGGAAGGAAUACUUUGGGAGAGAAUAUUGCGGACAACGGAGGCCUCAGAGAGUCGUUCCGCGCGUUUCAGACGUACGUCAAGACAUACGGAGAACCACUACGACUGCCAUAUGUCUCGCAAUACACACCACAACAGCUGUAUUUCCUCUCAUACGCGUCCACUAGAUGUAAUCUCAUCCGACAAACAGCAUUAGCCGGACAAAUAUAUAGUGGAUCUCACAGUCCCAACAAAUACCGGGUUAACGUUCUCUUAUCUAACUUUCAGCCCUUUUCCGAUGCCUUCAAUUGUAAACCCAAUUCCCCGAUGAAUAGGAAAGACAAAUGCAUUUUGUGGUGA
Molecule: messenger RNA, 4341 nt
Organism: Oppiella nova
Lineage: Eukaryota; Metazoa; Arthropoda; Arachnida; Sarcoptiformes; Oppiidae
Source: the annotation of a GenBank genome assembly